This is a messenger RNA of Peronospora matthiolae, 354 nucleotides long. The record is from the annotation of a GenBank genome assembly. Lineage: Eukaryota; Oomycota; Peronosporomycetes; Peronosporales; Peronosporaceae.
AUGCAAGCAAGGCAUUCAGCGCCGAGCGUGAGCCCUACCAAUGCACGUAUUGUGGCAAGGUGGGACACACGGUGGAUCGUUGCUGGACAAAGCAGAAGAACGAAGGUCGGGGAGCCCGACGCGGCGGCAAUGGUCGUGGACGCGGGGCUAACAAUGUCCAGUGGGGACAUCAUGAUGAAGGCAAUGGCUACGAUCGAGUGGCGUUUGCAGUCUCGUUCGAAUGUGGAGUUUCGACGAGCAAGGACGUGUCUGGAAUGUGGGCCGUCGACAGUGGUGCAACGCACCACAUUUGCCACGACAAGACCAAGUUCGCAAGUUUGGCAGAGCGCAAUGAGGGCGAACUUUGGUGGCUGA